AUGCCUAUUCCAAGUGGGAUGGAAGCCAAACAAAAGAGAAAUAAUCCACAUCGUGUGCAUCAGCUCAAUGUUAGUAACCUGCUCAGUGAUCCGUUUGCAGUGUCAUCACUUUCUAUGGCGUUGAUAUCGUGGAUCAUCGCCAUUGCAGGUUCCAUCGCGGCUGCGACAAGCGAGUCGUUUCCGCGAUUCACAUGGUGGGGGAUCGUAUAUCAAUUUUUGAUUAUCGUUGCCCUCAUUCUGUUCUAUAUCUUUGACUUGAUAGAUUACUACAAGAAUUUUCUGAGUGGUGCCAUCGCGGUCGCCUUCGUUUACACCACCAAUAGUGCCACGAACUUGGUAUACUCCGAUGGGUCUAGAAUGGCAGCCGCUUCAGCUGGUGUUAUCCUGCUGUCAAUGGUGAACCUCAUCUGGAUAUUCUACUACGGUGGUGACAAUGCUGCUCCUACCAACAGGUGGAUCGAUUCGUUCUCUGUAAAGGGGCUGCGCCAUUCUGUAUUAGAGUCCUCAUUAGCUCUAAAUAGCAGGCCCCUACCAGCAAGUCGUCAUGUUUCCAAAUACUCAUCAUCACCAAACGAUAUGUACCGCGGAUCUGUUCAGCAACCAAACAACUUUUAUCCCGAAACGCAUUCUCAACAUUAUGUGUCUUCAACCGCGCUAAAUGGUUUCGAAAACGCCGAGCCACCCGUAGCGCCCGCAUUUGCUGGCGACCUAGGUGAUCCUCACAACACGAACACGUUUAUUACAGAUACGACAAAUGGAAACACUGAAACGACAAUGGGUGACACACUGGGGCUGUACAGUGAUAUUGGAGAUGAGCUCAGCAGCUUUCCUUAUACAGCUAAGGCUCUAUACGCAUAUAAUGCUGACGAGUCAGAUGCUUACGAGAUAUCUUUUGAGCAGGGUGAAAUUUUGAGAGUCGGUGACAUUGAAGGCAGAUGGUGGAAGGCCAAAAGAGCCAAUGGUCAAACUGGUAUCAUUCCUAGUAAUUACGUAGAGCUCGUUGAAAAUGGUUCUGUCUAA
Lachancea fermentati is the source of this 1020-nucleotide messenger RNA. Lineage: Eukaryota; Fungi; Ascomycota; Saccharomycetes; Saccharomycetales; Saccharomycetaceae. The record is from the annotation of a GenBank genome assembly.